Messenger RNA from Aspergillus welwitschiae, 1653 nucleotides. Its product is annotated as MFS transporter. Gene Ontology annotation, molecular function: transmembrane transporter activity. The coding region runs from base 1 to 1515 and encodes 504 amino acids. The record is from RefSeq and is a predicted model, not a curated record. Lineage: Eukaryota; Fungi; Ascomycota; Eurotiomycetes; Eurotiales; Aspergillaceae. Gene Ontology annotation, biological process: transmembrane transport. Gene Ontology annotation, cellular component: membrane. The transcript is spliced from 2 exons.
AUGCCCGACAUUGAGGAUCAAACCGAGAAGCGAUCUUCUCCAGUCCAGUCCCCUGCCUCCAGCACCACCACCGUUGCUGCCCUCUACCCGGAAACCGAUCUCGACAAGGGCAUCAUCGGCUGGGACAGUCAAGAUGACCCCAGCAACCCGCAAAACUUUUCUCCGAAACGCAAAUGGAUGCUCCUUGCCCUGAUGAGCUCCUUUACCUUCAUCUCGCCGCUGGCGUCGAGCAUGUUCUCCCCCGCCAUCAGCUACGUGGCCGCCGACUUUCGCGUCACCAAUGAAACCCUCCUCUCCUUCAGUGUCACCAUCUUCCUCCUCGGCUAUACCGUCGGCCCCCUCUUCCUCGCCCCCCUUAGCGAAAUCUACGGCCGCCGCAUCACCUUAAGCGUUGCAAACUGGUUCUUCGUCGUCUGGCAAAUCGGCUGCGCCCUCGCCCCAAACCUUUCCAGCCUGAUCGUCUUCCGUCUCUUCGCCGGCAUGGGUGGCGUGGGCUGUAUCACCCUUGGCGCGGGUGUCAUCGCCGACCUCUUCCCCACCACCCAGCGCGGCAUGGCCACCUCCAUCUGGGCUAUGGGCCCCUUAAUCGGCCCCGUCGUCGGCCCCAUUGCGGGUGGCUUCAUCGGCGAAACCAUCGGCUGGCGAUGGGUAUUCUGGAUCCUGCUCAUCACCAGCGGCACCAUCGGCGCCAGCAUCGAGCUCCUCAACCGCGAAACCUACGCCCCUGUCCUAAUCCGCUGGAAAACAGCCAAGCUCGCACGCGAACUCAACCGUCCUGAACUCCGCAGCGCCUACGACAUCUCCCAAGGCACUACGCCCCCAACAGUCUCUCAAGCACUAAUGCAAGGCCUCCGCCGCCCCAUCAUCCUCAUCUGCAAGAGCCCCAUCGUCCUCCUCCUCUCCGUCUACAUGGCCUUCGUCUACGGCCUCCUCUACCUCUUCUUCACGACCAUCACCACCGUCUUCGAAGGCGUCUACGGCUUCUCCACCGGCCUUGCAGGCCUCUCCUACCUAGGUAUUGGAGUAGGCUUCUUCAUCGGCAUGGCCGCCGUCGCAAUGACGAGUGACCGCAUGGUCAUCAAACUCACCGCCCGCAACAACGGCGUCUUCCAACCCGAGAUGCGUCUCCCCACCAUGAUCAUCUUCGCCUGCUUCCUUCCUAUCAGCUUCUUUUGGUAUGGCUGGUCCGCUAAGUACGAGGCUAUGUGGAUCGUGCCGAUCAUUGGUAUGGCGCCGUUCGGCAUCGGCAUGAUAGGCAUAUAUAUGCCGAUUCAGAUGUACGUGAUCGAUUGUUAUCCGGCGUAUGCGGCGAGUGCGAAUGCGGCGCUCACGGCGACGAGAUCGUUGGUCGGUUCGGUGUUGCCGCUUGCUGGGCCGAAGCUGUUCAGCAGUUUGGGGCUCGGGUGGGGGAACUCGUUGCUGGGGUUUUUGGCAUUGGCGUUUGUGCCCGUGCCAAUUUUGUUUAAUCGCUAUGGGCAGACGAUUCGCGAGAGGUGGGUUGUGAGGUUGGAUUAGUCUCAUACCCUACACCACUCCUUUUUCUCUUUGUCUCUCUUAAUGUGUAGUAAAUGCUGGCAUGGGUGGAGUAAAAGUUAUAUAGAUGAUAGAUGUACCGUGCAUACAUACAUGCAUAUCUUAAUGUGAAAUAUGAAC